Messenger RNA from Coniosporium apollinis CBS 100218, 1182 nucleotides. RefSeq lists its product as uncharacterized. NCBI's taxonomy places the organism in Eukaryota, Fungi, Ascomycota, Dothideomycetes. The coding region runs from base 1 to 1182 and encodes 393 amino acids. The record is from RefSeq and is a predicted model, not a curated record. The transcript has a single exon.
AUGGCACCAGGCAGUUCAGUGAAAUCUAGCAAAACAAGCAGCAAGAAGCAUCCAGCAGCCAAGCAAAAGCCGGGAAACGAUAGGAAGUCGAAAACUCAAGCGCUGAGUACAGAGGGCGCUUUUUCGAGCGUAAUCCCGCUGGAGCUUCAGCAACUACUCCUAAAUAUCUUCAGGAAUUCCUUCCCGGAGCGAUUUGGCUCGGACCUUACCCCACUACUCCAGGGAGUGAAGCAGCAUCUAUACAACCGAGAUUUCGGUAGGGCGUUCGGCAGAGAAGAUUACCUAGAGGCAUAUGCUGUGCGAUGGAGUCCCAGCAGGGCGUUAGGAUACCUGCAGAUUUUCCUUGAUAUCGAGCAAUAUCUACGAAAAAUUCCUAACAAAAAUCACGACGAUGCUCAAACUUUCUCAUUCGAGUCACUUGGAACCCCUUCCGGACGUCAGAAGCUCAACAUUACAUGUCUUGGCGGAGGAGCUGGCGCAGAAAUUGUAGCACUGGCUGGCUUUCUCGAUCUCCGCAAUCGAGGUCUGAGAAAGGACCGGGAAGAUGGCGGAGAUCCCCAGCACGCAACUCCAAAUGACCUCCAGUUCACAGUCAAAAGUGUAGACAUUGCGGACUGGGACUCCGUGGUCCAGAAGCUCCUCAACAGCAUCAUCAGUCCUCCGCCGCUUUCCAAAUACGCUUCGGCAGCAGCCAAAGCAGCCAACACAGCCUUUCUGGAUAGCACGCUCUUUCAGACAACCUUCCAUCAAGCCGAUCUUCUCGGCAUCUCUACGGAGAGUCUACAGGCGUUGGUAGGAGAUGCCGAGCUGGUGACCUUGAUGUUCACCCUAAACGAGCUUUACACAACCUCUCGACCGAAAACCCAGCGAUUCCUUGCGAGUCUCACAUCCACUCUCCAGCCUGGCGCACUGCUACUCGUAGUCGACAGUCCGGGCAGCUAUUCUACGGUCACGUUGAAUGGAGCGGAGAAGAAGUAUCCCAUGCACUGGUUGCUCGACCAUACACUGCUAGGCAGUGUACACGACGAGGAGAGCAGCACUGUUGAAACUCGGCACUGGGAGAAGCUUUCCACGGAUGAGAGCCGCUGGUUUCGGCUGCCAGAUGGGCUCAAGUACCCGAUUGAGCUCGAGAAUAUGCGGUAUCAGAUCCAUCUGUACCGCAGAUUGCCCCAGGAGUCAUGA